Messenger RNA from Oncorhynchus kisutch (coho salmon), 5295 nucleotides. RefSeq names its product protein kinase C-binding protein 1. Gene Ontology annotation, cellular component: nucleus; cytoplasm. Gene Ontology annotation, molecular function: protein binding; transcription corepressor activity. Bases 346 to 3855 code for a protein of 1169 amino acids. The record is from RefSeq and is a predicted model, not a curated record. The transcript is spliced from 21 exons. Lineage: Eukaryota; Metazoa; Chordata; Actinopteri; Salmoniformes; Salmonidae. Gene Ontology annotation, biological process: regulation of DNA-templated transcription.
UGCACCGGUGCCCCGAAGUUCAGCGUAAUCGAAUCCGCCCAAUCAAUGUUGAGGGAAAGAAGGGAUACCUCCAAGCCAUCUUUCAUUCCGUCCAGUCAGAUUCUAUUUUACAUACUUAUCUUCAUUAUCGGAGCUGCUCCUGCUUGCGCUGAACAAAGAUAAUUACUCAGGAAACCCUUCGGCCAAUCGGAUGCGGUCUUACAUCCCGCCUGUGACAAAGGGGCCAGUCAGGGCCUGGCUACCAUCAGACAGGCCUGAUCGCCUUGCCUGAAGAACGGAGCCUUCCCCGGCUGAGAGUGUCCUCCAUGUUUUAUAAGUGUUGCCAUAACAGUGUGUCAGGCAGCCAUGCAUCCACAGAGUCUGGCUGAGGACGAGGUACAGACGGAGUCGGAUGUGGUAGAGGGGAUGGAUGUGGCACUGCGAUCCAAAGUGUCUGACCCCGGGUCAGCAGAGCGGGUGCUGGCGACUCAGAAGAGGAAGGUGUCCAGCCCAACCCACUCCUCCAACGGCCACUACCCCUCAGACACCUCCCCCAGCCCCUUGAAGAAGAAGAAGAAACCUGGAGCCGUCCACAGCAACAACAAAGACCAGUCAGAACUAAGACAUGGUCCCUUUUACUAUGUGAAGCAGUCAUCACUCACCACAGACCCUGUUGAUGUUGUCCCGCAGGACAGCAGGAAUGACUUCUACUGCUGGCUGUGCCACCGCGAGGGCCAGGUGCUCUGCUGUGAGCUCUGCCCGAGGGUGUACCACGCCAAGUGCCUCAAACUGCCAGCAGAGCCCGAGGGUGACUGGUUCUGUCCAGAGUGUGAGAAAAUCACAGUAGCAGAGUGCAUAGAGACACAGAGCAAGGCCAUGACUAUGCUAACGAUAGACCAGCUGUCCUACCUGCUGAAGUUUGCCCUCCAGAAGAUGAAACAGCCGGGGACUGAGCCCUUCUGGAAGCCUGUGGCUCUGGAGCAGCACCCUGACUAUGCUGAGUACAUAUACCACCCAAUGGACCUCGCAACACUAGAGAAGAAUAUGAAAAAGAAAAUGUAUGGCUGCACAGAAUCCUUUUUGGCUGACAUGAAAUGGAUCUUACACAACUGCAUCAUCUACAAUGGAGGAAAUCACAAACUAACAGCAACAGCAAAGGUUGUUGUGAAGAUCUGUGAACAUGAAGUGAAUGAAAUUGAGGUCUGUCCGGAGUGCUACCUGUCCUCGUGCCAAAAGAGGGACAACUGGUUUUGCGAGCCAUGUGGUCACCCACACCCCCUGGUAUGGGCAAAGUUGAAGGGCUUCCCCUUCUGGCCAGCCAAAGCACUACGGGAGAAGGAUGGACAGGUGGACGCACGCUUCUUCGGACAGCAUGACCGGGCGUGGGUUCCCAUUAACAAUUGCUACCUCAUUUCCAAGGAGAUUCCCUUCUCUGUGAAGAAGACCAAGAGCAUCUUCAACAGUGCCAUGCAGGAGAUGGAGGUCUAUGUGGAGAACAUCCGCAAGAAGUUUGGGGUGUUCAACUACGCCCCCUUCCGCACCCCCUAUACGCCCAACAACCAGCUUCAGAUGCUGCUGGACCCAGCCAACCCCGAGGCAGGGACCGUGAAGACGGAGAAACCUGACAAGAUGCGCUUCAACUUCGACAUGACCGCAUCUCCCAAGAUGCUCUUGGGCAAGAGCUCUCUGUCGAGCGGGAUGGGACGGAGGAUCUCUCUCACGGACAUGCCUCGCUCUCCCAUGAGCACCAACUCGUCUGUACACACAGGAUCUGACGUGGAGCAGGAUGGGAUGGAGAGAGGGCCUAGGAACCCCCCAUUCCACUACAGCGCUGGGGAGGAUUCUAUGGACUAUACCGCAUCCCCUGCCUCAGUGAAGAUGGGCUAUGCAGGCAGCAUGACGGGCAGCCCCAAGCCCUUCUCCCCUGGUCUGAUACCCAAACAGGAGAGGGCCCCAGGCACAGGCAGCAUCCUCAAUCUCAACCUGGAUCGUGUGAAGGCUGAGAUGGACCUGAAGGAGCUCAGUGAGACAGUACAGCAUCAACAACAACAACAGGGGUCAUCACUCCUCCUCACCACCCCCAAGAGACCCAUGAGGAGCCUGGACAAGACCAUCGAGAGCUGCAAGGCCCAACUAGGCAUUGAUGAGAUCUCUGAGGACGUAUAUAAGGGCGUGGAACACAGUGACUCUGAGGAUUCUGAAAAGUCAGACUCCAGCAACAGCGAGUACCUUAGCGAUGAGGAUCACAGACCGAAGAGCGCCGCCCAUGACAACAAGGACAAAGCAGAGAGGGAGUCUAGAAAGAGGCCCAAGGCAAGCACACCGGUAGAGGACAAGGGGGCAGUCACAGGGACCAGGGAUAAAAAAAACUCUGAAGCCCUGCUCAAAGACAGACAUGGCAGCAAUGGUCCAGAGAGAGAUUCCCGGGAGAAGCCCAUGACUCCCCAGACUCAGCCCCCCACAGACAGGCCCAAGGCCCUAGAGGUGGGUAGGGCAGGCGCACCCCGGACCCUUGCUGGCCCAGACCAGGACUCCGACUCAGAGAGGGAGCUGGUGAUUGACCUGGGGGAUGAGCAGGGGGGCAGAGACCGUAAGAGAGCCAGGAGGGAGCCAGGGGCUGUAGCCCCUAAGCCUACGAAGGAGCCCCCUGGCACCAAGCUGGAAGGUAAAGUCCCCACCGUAGGGACCCCCCCUCUAGCCUCCGCCACCUUGUCCAACCCCAAAGACCCCAGUCAGCCCCUCAUCAACCCCACACUCAACCUGUCCUCUAGCCAGCCCAACACGGCCUUCACCACCACCCCCCCUGCAGCUCCCACCCUAGCCACCACCCUCUCCUCCACAGCUGCCUCAGCCCAGUCGGCAGCGAAGAAACAGCGCCCCCUGCUGCCCAAAGAGACAGCUCAGGCAGUGCAGAGGGCAGUGGUGUGGAACCCCGCCAACAAGUUCCAGACAUCCUCCCAGAAGUGGCCCAUGCAGCAGGAGGAGCAGCCGGCUGGGCCAAACCAGACACAGGUUCCUGUUCCUGUCCAGGCUCCGACGCAGGCACAGACACGCAGCCCACAGCAGGUCCAGUCACAGCAGCAGUUGCAAGCAUCCUCCAGUACACGUUAUCAGACCAGACAGGCAGCAAAAGCCGUGCAGCCUAAAGAUGGUCCCCAGACCUCAACCUCAUCAGUUACCUUGGUCACCUCUGGUGCCUCCUCCACCUCUUCCUCCUCUUACCUGGCAGGAGACUUCCAGAUCCCCACAGCUUCAGCAGAUGUGGCAGCUGACAUCGCAAAGUACACCAGCAAAAUGAUGGACACGAUUAAAGGGACGAUGACAGAAAUCUACAACGACCUUUCCAAAAGCACUUCAGGAAACACAAUCGCAGAGAUCCGGCGGCUAAGAAUAGAGAUAGAGAAGCUUCAGUGGCUACAUCAGCAAGAGCUGUCGGAGAUGAAACACAAUCUUGAGCUGACUAUGGCAGAGAUGAGGCAGAGUCUGGAGCAGGAGAGGGAGCGUCUGGUGGCGGAGGUGAAGAAGCAGCUGGAGGUGGAGAAACUGCAGGCAGUGGAUGAGACCAAGAAGAAGCAGUGGUGUGCGAACUGCAGGAAGGAGGCCAUCUUCUACUGCUGCUGGAACACCAGCUACUGUGACUACCCCUGCCAGCAAGCCCACUGGCCAGAACACAUGAAGUCCUGCACACAGUCAGCAACAGCUUCUCAACAGGAACCAGAGGUGGAGUCAACCUCUGACCCCUCAGCCAAACCACCAGGUCCCUCUUCCAGCGACCAGCCCCCCUCUGGUACAGCAUCUGCCCCCACAGACAAAGGCUCCUCUCCUACCUGCAGCAUGGACAAGUGCAAGGACAGGGCCUCUGUUACUGUGCCCUAACCACUACACUGCACUCACACAUUUUUACUCUACAAUCCUACAUUCUGUUAAAUGUAUGGACCUGUCGGAAAGGGACUAGAGGAUAUGUACAAUAGACCAAAUCUCUCUGCGACCAACUAAUCUGGGAAUGUCGACGGAAUCUCAGUAUGACCACAGAGGCAAUUAAACCACCAAACACCCUCAACCUCUCCUAGUCAGGCUCAGGGCUUUUAAAUGCCAUGGACACUCUUUGCAUGAAGGCCUGCUCCUCUGUGAUUAAGCUGACUUGUCCCGUCUCGAUUUGUUCAAUGUCUGCUUUGUGAUCUGAUAUUUCAAGCCAUCUUUCAUCCUCCUCAAAGUCUGUGCCCUAGACUGAAGGAGUUACUUACCUUGUCCUUGUGACUGUAUUUCAUCUGGAUGUAAUACAUUUUCAUUACCUCUCUCCUCCUUUCAUCCCCAUUUGAUGUCCCUCUUACCACCUACCUUAACGAUAUAGGUAUCUACAGGAGAGCCCAUCAAAAGAUCAGACAUCAAAGUUUUCUGUAUUCUGACAGCACUCUUAAAGGAAAACUCCACCCAAAAACUAUCUUUUGGUAUUUGUUUCAUUAGCCCAUGGUUUAUAUAGUCCCAAAAUGAAUUGCAUGUCAGCAAUCAAGUUUAAGAUAUGUAAAUGUUAAAAUACAGAAAUACAGCCAGUAUGAUGCUGCAUAUUGCAUCAUUUGGGUGGAAUUUUCCUUUAGACAAUCUUAAACUGUGAUGCUGCUCUUUAAAAUAUACCCCAAGUCUUUAUGGUUAUUUGCCAACGGAAGUGAAACGGCACAUUAUUGUGCCAGCCAUUUUUGGGACACCCAAUAGAUUUAAAAUAUAAAUUCUACAUUGUCAAUACAGUUUAAAAUAUUUCAUAAUUUAGUAAAUUGUCAUGAAGUUAUCAAUCUCUCCCCCUGUGUGUGCAUUAUCGGUUCAUACUCAUAUUAUAUAGUAACUCAGUGUUUACAUAGAAUUUAACCAACUGUGAUGUAUAAAAAAAAAUAAAAAAAUGGCUAAAACUGUACAAUGUUUUUGUAAGAAGACACAUGGACAAUAUUUAUAGUGCUUACAACAAGCAUAUGAGGUUCUCUUUUUUAUAGCACUGUUUGUGAAUGUUCCAAAUGUCUUGAAACAGCUCGACUCUGGAAAACAGUUGUAUUUGAAAAUGCAUUAUAAGACUUCCUAUGAAUGUCACUAGGACCCUCUGUUCAGACUCUGUCAGAUCUAUUUCUCGCAUCUACCUUCGUUGUUGUGGUUACUUCGAACUAUGAUAAAGCGUGUUGGAGGGUAAAGGAAACUACAAAAGUUAUUAUUAUACUGAGCAUGUUUAUUUGUCCCCUUUUUUGUCUCACGUGCUCUUGUUUACAUAUUGUACAUACAGUAAAUGGAUUGUUAAUGUCUUAAAGAAAACAAUUAAAACAGGUCUGACCAACC